AUCAGUGUCUUGCUAUUGCCCACUCUCGUUUCAAAUUCCUGGCCUCAAGCCGGCAAUUCCCACUUCAGCUUCCCAAAGCAAGAGAUUUCAGGUAUGAGUCACCAUGGAAAUUUGGUUUUAAUGUGUUACAUCUAGUUUUAAUAUCUCAGGAGUUGAAUUAAUAAUUCAUCAUCUUUAGAGAGAGUCACCUGCUUCAAUGUAGCAAUUAAUUCCAAGCAAGUGUAUAAUCAGAAUUCUUCAUGUCAUUUUUCUGAAAACACAAGCAGUCUAAUUUUAAGAAAUGGCUUGGUUUUCAACUUAAACAUUUAAGUUUAAUUUAUAGAUUAAUGUAUUAAAAUUUUUAAGGGCUUGUUCUUACCUCUAUAAAUUCCUCAAUCCCUGUUCUUUGGCUAUCAAAUUCUUCUGUCUUUGCUUCUAGUUUUCAGUUUCUGAAAUAUAUACCUACAUAUAAACAAAUUUCUUCCUGUCCCCAAUUUCCAUUUAUUCCAUCUUUGGUUUCCUGAACAGGGUUCACUUAAAUUUAUUAGUUUUCUAAAGACUCCUCUAACUUUUUUUGGGGGUGUGACUAAGGAGUUUGCUGUCAACUCUAUUCUGCCCAUAAUCUUCAUUUCUUAAUUAAAUGAAGAAAGGAAAGAAAAGCUGGAGGGAAUGAAUGAUGGGGAGCCUGGGUGCCCUGAGGAAGGACCCCACUACACUACUGACAAUUUAUGCUGUUAAUCUUUCUCCCAUCCUUCCCCAAGGAGACCUCUGGCCUUUUACCAGAGUAACUGCACUGGGGAAAGGGGAAUGAUCAGACUUUUCAGGGACUUACUGGAUACUGGCUCUGAGCUGACAUUUAUUCCAGGGGACCCAAAACAUCAUUGUGGUCCUCCAGUUAAAGUAGGGGCUUAUGGAGGUCAGGUACUUAAUGGAGUUUUAGCUCAGGUCCCACUAUAGUGAGUCCAGUGGGUCCCUGGACUCAUCCUGUGGUCAUUUCCCCAGUGUCAGAAUGCAUAAUUGGCAUAGACAUACUUAGCAGCUGGCAGAAUCCCCACAUUGGCUCCCUGACUGGUAGGAUGAAGGCUAUUAUGGUGGGAAAGGCCAAAUGGAAGCCAUUAGAGCUGCCUCUACCUAGAUAAAUAGUAAAUCAAAAACAAUAUUGUAAAAACAAACAAAAAACAACAACAAAAACCAAUAUCGCAUCCCUGAAGGGAGUGCAGAGAUUAGUGCCACCAUCAAGGACUUGAAAGACGAACUCUCCUAUUUGGCCCGUGCAGAAGAGAGAUGGAUCUUGGAGAAUGACAGUGGAUUAUCGUAAGCUUAACUAAGUGGUGACUCCAAUUGCAGCUGCUGUGUCAGAUGUGGUUUCAUUGUUUGGACAAAUUAAUACAUCUCCUGGUACCUGGUAUGCAGCCAUUGAUUUGGCAAGUGCCUUUUUCCCCAUUCCUGUUUGUAAGACCCACCAGAAGCAAUUUGCCUUCAGCUGGCAAGACCAGCAAUAUACCUUCACUGUCGUACCUCAGAGGUAUAUCAGCUCUCCGGGUUUGUGUCAUAAUCUUGUUUGCAGAGAUCUUGAUCACUUUUCCCUUCCGCAGGAUAUCACACCAGUUCAUUAGUUCAUUACAUUGAUGACAGUAUGUGACCGGAUCUAGUGAGCAAGAAGUAGCCAACACACUGGACUUAUUGAUGAGACAUUUGCAUGCCAGGGGAUGGGAAAUUAACUAAAAUUCAGGGACCUUCUACCUCAGUAAAAUUUCUAGUGGUCCAGUGGUGUGGGGCCUCUCAAGAUAUUCCUUCUAAGGUGAAGGAUAAGUUGCUGCAUUUGCCCCCUCCUACAACCAAGAAAGAGGGACAACGCCUAGUGGGUCUAUUUGGAUUUUGGAGGCAAUACAUUCCUCAUUCUGGUGUGUUACUCCAGCCCAUUUAUCGAGUGACCUAAAAGGCUGCCAGUUUUGAGUAGGGUCCAGAACAGGAGAAGGCUCUGCAACAGGUCUAGGCUGUUGUGAAAGCUGCUGUGCCACUUGGGCCAUAUUACCUAGCAGAUUCAAUGGUGCUUGAGAUGUCAGUGGCAGAUAGGGAUGCUAUUUGGAGCCUUUAGCAGGCCCCCAUAGGUGAAUCACAGCAGAGGCCUCUAGGAUUUUGGAGCAAGGACCUAUCUUCUGCAGAUAACUACUCUCCUUUUGAGAGACAGUUCUUGGCUGGUUACUGGGCUUUGGUAGAAACUGAAUGUUUGACUAUGGGCCAUCAAGUCACCAUGUAACCUAAACUGCCUGUCAUAAACUCGUGCUUUCUGACCCAUCUAGCCAUAAAGUGGGGCAUGCACAGCGGCAUUCCAUCAUCAAAUCGAAGUGGUAUAUAUGUGAUCAGGCUUGAGCAAGUCCUGAGGGCACAAGUAAGUUAUGUGAGCAAGUGGCUCAAAUGCCCAUGGUCCCUGCUCCUGCCAUCUAGCUCUCUUUCCCCCAGCCUGCACCAGUGGCCUCAUGGGGAGCUCCCUGUGAACAGUUGAAAAAGGAAGAGAAGACAAGGGCCUGGUUUACAGAUGGUUCUGCAUGAUACGCAAGCACCACCCAAAAGUGGACAGCUGCAGCACUACAGCUGCUUUCUAGAACAUCCCUGAUGGACAGUGGUGAAGGGAAAUCUUCCCAGUGGGCAGAACUUCGAGCAGUGCACCUGGUUGUGGACUUUGCAUGAAAUGAGAAAUGGCCAGAUAUGCGAUUAUAUACUGAUUCAUGGGCUGUAGCAGAUGAUUUGGCCGGAUGGUCAGGAACUUGGAACAAGCAUGAUUGGAAAAUUGGUGAUGAAGAAAUUUGGGGAAGAGGUAUGUGGAUGGACCUCUCUUUUUGAGUGGUCAGAAACUAUAUUUGUAUCUCUUAUGAGUGCUCACCAAAGGUGACCUCAGCAGAGGAGGAUUUUAAAAAUCAAGUGGAUUGGGUGACUUAUUCUGUGGACACCACUCAACGUCUUUCCCCAGCCACCCCUGUUAUCACCCAAUGGGCCCAUGAACAAAGUGGCCAUGGUGGCAGGGAUGGAGGUUACACACGGGCUCAGUAACAUGGACUUCCACUCAUCAAGGCUGACCUGGCUAUGUAUGACCACUGCUGAGUGCCUGAUUUGCCAGCAGCAGAGACCAACACUGAGCCCUUGAUAUGGCACCAUUCCUUGGGGUGAUCAGCCAGCUACUUGGUGGCAGGUUGAUUAUAUUGGACCUCUUCCAUCAUGGAAAGGGCAGCGGUUUGUCCUCACCAGAAUAGACACUUACUCCAGAUAUGCGUUUGCCUAUCCUGCAUGGAAUGCCUUAUCCACCAUCAUGGUAUUCUGCAUAGCAUUGCCUCUGACCAAGGCACAUACUUUACAGCUAAAGAAGUGCAGCAGUAUGUUCAUGCUCUUGGAAUUCACUGGUCUUCUCCUUAUCAUUUUGAAGCAGCUGGAUUGAUAGAACGGUGGAAUGGCCUUUUGAAGUCACAAUUACAACAUCAACUAGGUGACAAUACUUUGCAGGGCUGGCGCAGAGUUCUCCAGAAGGCUGUGUAUGCUCUGAAUCAGUGUCCAAUAUAUGGUACAGUUUCUCCCAUAGCCAGGAUUCACGGGUCCAGGAAUCAAGGGGUGGAAGUGGAAGUGGCACCACUCACCAUCACCCCUAGUGGCCCAUUAGAAAAAUUUUUGCUUCCUGUUCCCGCAACAUUACGUUCUGCUGGCCUAAAAGUCUUAGGUCCAGAGUGGAGAGUGCUGCCACCAGGACACACAACAAUGAUUCCAUUAAACUGGAAGUUAAUAUUACCACCUGGACACUUUGAGCUCCUCCUACCUUUAAGUCAGCAGGCUAAGAAGGGAGUUACAGUGUUGCCUGGGGUGAUUGGCUUGGACUAUCAAGAUGAAAUCAGUCUACUACUCAUCUUGAAAUCAGUCUACUCUUCCUUACCUGAUGGAGGUAAGGAAGAGUAUGCAUGGAAUACAGGAGAUCCUUUAGGGCCUCUCUUAGUAUUACCAUGCCCAGUGAUUAAGGUCAAUGGGAAACUACAACAACCCAAUCCAAGCAGGACUAAAAAUGACCCAUACCCCUCCGGAAUGAAGGUUUGGGUCACUCUACCAGGUACAAAACCACAACCUGCUGAGGUGCUUGCUGAAGAGACACAGGGAAUACAGAAUGGGUAGUAGAACAAGGUUGUCAUCAGUACUGACUAUGACCACCAUUACCAGUUGCAGAAAUGAGAACUGUAAUUCUCAUGAGUAUUUCCUCCUUAUUUCGUUAAGAACAUGUUUAUGCAUGUAUACAGUUUGUCUAAGAAAAUAUCUUCAUUUUCCUUUUUCCUUUAUCAUGUGACAUAAAAUUUAUUGACUUCAUAUCAGCAUUUAAGUGGUAACUUUAUGUAAUAGCAUUUAGUUUAAGGAUUAAUGUGCUUCCAGCUUUACAAAGGAUAGGGAUAGCUGUAUUAUGUUAGGCAUAAUUAUGACCUUAUUAUUGUCUUUAUUUGAAGAUUAUGUAUGAUUUCAGGAGAUGUAUAUGCGUUCAAGUUGACAAAAGGUAGACUUCUGAUGGUUAAUAUUGAGUGUCAACUUGAUUGGAUUGAAGGAUGCAAAGUAUUGUUCCUGGCUGUGUUGUGAGGGUGUUGCCAAAGGAGAUUAACAUUUGAGUCAGCGGACUGCGAGAGGAGGACCCACCCUCAAGCUGGGUGGGCACAAUCUAAUCAGCUGCCAGCAUGGAUAGAAUAAAAGCAGGCAGAAGAACAUGGAAGUACUGGACUGGCUGAGUCUUCCAGCCUCAUCUUUCUCCUGUGCUGGAUGCUUCCUGCCCUCAAACAUCAGACUCCAAGUUCUUCAGCUUUUGGACUCUUGGACCUACACCAGUAGUUUGCCAGAGGCCCUUGGACCUUUGGUCAAAGGCUGAAGGCUGCACUGUUGGCUUCGCUACUUUUGAAGUUUUGGGACUUCAACUGGCUUCCUUGCUUCUCAGCUUGCAGAUGGCCUAUUGUGGAAUUUCACCUUAUGAUCGUAUGUGACGAAGGAGUUUCCUGUCAACUCUAUUCUGCCCAUAAUCUUCAUUUCUUAAACGAAGAAGGAAAAGAAAAGCUGGAGUGAAAAGUUUUGAAAGAGAAAAAAUUGAUCUCUGUAAUAAUUUUCAAGAAUUUUUACUGCAACUAAAAUUCAGUGUUUAGUUUAUGAAGAAAAAAAUGAAUGGCUAUAGUACAUACAUUUCCAUGGUAACAGAAGUGCUAAAUACGGUAUUAAAAAUGGCAAGAUAUGCCUGUAAUCCCAGCACUUUGGGAGGCCGAGAUGGGCGGAUCAUGAGGUCAGGAGAUUGAGACCAUCCUGGCUAACACUGUAAAACCCCUUCUCUACUAAAAAUACAAAAAAUUAGCCGUGCGUGGUGGCGGGCGCAUGUAGUCCCAGCUACUCGGGAGGCUGAGGCAGGAGAAUGGCAUGAACCCAGGAGGCGGAGCUUGCAGUGAGCCGAGAUCGCACCACUGCACUUCAGCCUGGGCUACACAGUGAGACUCCGCCUCAAAAAAAAAAAAAAAAAAAAGGCAAGUUGUUUAUAUAGGAUUUAUAUUGCAAGAAAAAGAAGAAGGGGAAACAAGAUUUAAUAGAUUUAGUGGCUGGGUACAGUGGCUGAUGCUUAAAAUCCACCACUUUGGGAGGUCGAGGUGGGCGUGAGAGGUGACAGCUGCUGGCAGUCCUCACAGCCCUUGCUCGAUCUGGGCGCCUCCUCUGCCUGGGCUCCCACUUUGGCGGCACUUGAGGAGCCCUUCAGCCCGCCGCUGCACAGUGGGAGCCCCUUUCUGGGCUGGCCAAGGCCAGAGCUGGCUCCCUCAGCUUGCGGGGAGGUGUGGAGGGAGAGGUGCAGGCGGGAACCGGCGCUGCGUGCGGUGCUUGCAGGCCAGUGCGAGUUCCGGGUGGGCGUGGGCUCGGCAGACCCUGCACUCGGAGCAGCCCGCCGGCCCCACUGGCCCCGGGCAGUGAGGGGCUUAGCACCUGGGCCAGCAGCUGCUGUGCUCAAUUUCUCGCGGGGUCUUAGCUGCCUUCCCGCAGGGCAGGGCUGGGGCCUGCAGCCUGCCACGCCUGAGCCUCCCCCCCGGCCUCCGUGGGCUCCUGUGCUGCCUGAGCCUCCCCGACGAGCACUGCCCGCUGCUCCAGGGCGCCCAGUCAACCACCCAAGGGCCGAGGAGUGCGGGCACAAGGGGCGAGACUGGCAGGCAGCUCCACCUGCAGCCCCGGUGCGGGAUCCACUGGGUGAAGCCAGCUGGGCUCCUGGGUCUGGUGGGGACUUGGAGAACCUUUUUGUCUAGCUAAGGGAUUGUAAAUACACCAAUGGGCACUCUGUAUCUAGCUCAAGGUUUGUAAACACACCAAUCAGCACCCUGUGUCUAGCUCAGGGUUUGUGAAUGCACCAAUAGACACUCUGUAUCUAGCUACUCUGGUGGGGCCUUGGAGAACCUUUAUGUGGACACUCUGUAUCUAGCUAAUCUGGUGGGGAGGUGGAGAACCUUUGUGUCUAGCUCAGGGAUUGUAAACGCACCAAUCAGCACCCUGUCAAAACAGACCACUGGGCUCUACCAAUCAGCAGGAUGUGGGUGGGGCCAGAUAAGAGAAUAAAAGCAGGCUGCCUGGGCCAGCAGUGGCAACCUGCUCGGGUCCCGUUCCACACCGUGGAAGCUUUGUUCUUUCGCUCUUUGCAGUAAAUCUUGCUGCUGCUCACUGUUUGGGUCCACACUGCAUUUAUGAGCUGUAACACUCACAGCGAAGGUCUGCAGCUUCACUCCUGAGCCAGCGAGACCACGAACCCACCAGAAGGCCGAACACAUCUGAACAUCAGAAGGAACAAACUCCGGACACGCUGCCUUUAAGAACUGUAACACUCACCUGAGAGUCCGCAGCUUCAUUCUGGAAGUCAGUGAGACCAAGAACCCACCAAAUUCCGGACACAGGAGGAUCACUUGAGGCUGAGUUCGUGACCAGCCUGGGCAACAGGGAGACCCUAUCUCUACAAAAAUAAAAACUUAGCUGGGGAUGGUGGUUCAUGCCUGUAGUUCCAGCUAAAAUAUAUGUAUUUUUUAUUAGUCAAUUUAAAUAAGUAAAUAGAUAAUAAAAAUUUUAAAAAGAGACAAGAGAAUGGCGGUUACAUGGGCCAGUUGACUUGUGAAAAUUCAUUAGACUGGACACUUGUCAUCAAACUAUGUAAUUAUACAUUUUUCUGCAUGAAUAUUUUCAAUUAAAAGUUUAUUAAGAAAAGAUGGAGCCAUUGCAAUGUAUGGAUCUUGAUUCUAAUAAAAAGGCAUUUUUUAAAGCCCUUUUUGCAAUUGGGAAA
Molecule: messenger RNA, 7282 nt
Organism: Homo sapiens (human)
Lineage: Eukaryota; Metazoa; Chordata; Mammalia; Primates; Hominidae
Exons: 2
Coding region: 3196-4131 (311 amino acids)
Source: RefSeq, a predicted model, not a curated record